AUGGAUGUGGAUGUAUUAAGGGGUACAACUAGAGCUGCUGCUGCAAGUGGUAGUAUCGACUGUUUAAAGUAUGUCCACGAAAAGAAAAGUAAUUGGGAUGAGGGUACAACUAGAGCUGCUGCAAAUGGACAUUUAGACUGCCUAAAAUAUGCCCAUGAACAUGGGUGUAAAUGGGAUGAAGGUACGACAAGAGAGGCUGCUGCAAAUGGACAUUUAGACUGCCUAAAGUAUGCCCAUAAAAAUGGAUGUAAUUNUACAACUAGAGCUGCUGCAAAUGGACAUUUAGACUGCCUAAAAUAUGCCCAUGAACAUGGGUGUAAAUGGGAUGAAGGUACGACAAGAGAGGCUGCUGCAAAUGGACAUUUAGACUGCCUAAAAUAUGCCCAUAAAAAUGGAUGUAAUUGGGAUGAAGGUACGAUGAGAGAGGCUGCUGAAAAUGGACAUUUAGACUGCCUAAAAUAUGCCUAUAAAAAUGGUUGUGUAAGCGACGUAGACAUAACAAGAAUUGCUGAUUUAAAUAAACCAGUCAGUUACUUUCAUUACAAUUAUGGAGAAAUUGAAUUUAAUAAUAAUUUUGCACAACCAUUAGAUAAAUAUAUUGUUUUUAAAAGUACUCAAAAUGUUUACCCUGAUAUAAUCAAAUAUUGUACUAAAUAUAGAUAUUAG
Molecule: messenger RNA, 666 nt
Organism: Daktulosphaira vitifoliae (grape phylloxera)
Lineage: Eukaryota; Metazoa; Arthropoda; Insecta; Hemiptera; Phylloxeridae
Exons: 2
Coding region: 1-666 (221 amino acids)
Source: RefSeq, a predicted model, not a curated record